Messenger RNA from Effrenium voratum, 1235 nucleotides. The record is from the annotation of a GenBank genome assembly. NCBI's taxonomy places the organism in Eukaryota, Dinophyceae, Suessiales, Symbiodiniaceae.
AGCCUAGCUUGGGUCCCGCCCCGGGUAUAGCACGCCUAUAGCCGAGCCGAUGGCGAUGGUCUUCUCGGUGUCCCUGGCCGGCGGUGCAACUUAUGAAGUUGAAGCCGAGCCGCGGGAUUCCGUGAGCCAUUUGCGUCUGAAGUUGGAGAAGCAGAUCGAGGUGCCCGAAGCUUGCUACCUGAAGAUGUUCCACUCGACCGAGGUGCUGCCCGAGGGGAAGUUAGUCUCGGAGCUGGACGCAGAGCAGCCCAUCUUCGCCGUGGUGGCGCGGGAGACUGACGUGGAGAAGCUGCUGCAAGCCGCAGGCUCUUACAAUGGCUACAAGGAGCUGCUCAAGCGAGCGGGCUCACCCGGAGGAGCAACGAACAUCAAGGUGAUCCCCGUGAUUCCAUCAAUUCUUGCAGUGCUGGAGGACAUGGGAGGAUUGCCAGUGACGAUAGAGCACUUGAAGAGUACGGAGCACGGCCUGGAGAUGAGCACUCAGGGCCACCUGCUGCUGCCAGCACUCAAUGCGGAGCCUUUGCUCAGCCUCAACAAGAAAGAGCGCUUCUCGAAGGUUGUUUACCGCGUGCAGCUGAACUCGGACGCUUACAACCGAGGUCUUGGUGUGGUCUUUCAGCAGUCCCCUUUCAUGGACAGCACUGUGGAUAGUAAGGGCCUGCCAUCCUACAUCUACAAUGGCUACGGCUUGGAGGGGGACAAGAACUGCAAUGCAAUUAAGUUCCAUCCUGCAAUGGAACAAGGACAACUGAGAGUCGAAGGAGUCGGAGGCUUCGGGAACUCCGAUAUGGGCUUUACCCCGCAGAACUGGACACAGUCUGGGCACAAGUUCCACUCCUUCGAGGUCACCAUUGGCGCGGAUGGCAAGAACAAUCUGAGAGUGGUGGGAACUGAAGGUGAGAUUUUUAAGAAGUCCUGGAAGAACAUCCUCACCGAUGGGAAGCAUUUGCCUGCGCUUCAUGGUUGGCUGGACAUGGGCGGCGAAGCGCUCAUGCUGGGAAAGAUCGCGCUGGAGGUACACCUUGCAUGAACUCCUCAAUUCAACGGGUGCUGCACGUUUGGUGCUGCUUGCAACUCGCUCAGCGCGAGCUUGACAAUGACACCACGAUUGAUUGCUGGUCAGUUUUCGGGGCUGAGGAACUGUGCUCGAGGCAUGCGACCCUGAGCAAGUCUAAGUGCCCAUUUGGAACUUCAAGGCUCCAGAACCGCUUAAAGCGUACGCCUUGAAAGUGCAA